Molecule: messenger RNA, 3449 nt
Organism: Pseudopipra pipra
Lineage: Eukaryota; Metazoa; Chordata; Aves; Passeriformes; Pipridae
Gene: TPCN1
Product: two pore segment channel 1
Exons: 27
Coding region: 624-3074 (816 amino acids)
Biological process (GO): monoatomic ion transport; transmembrane transport
Cellular component (GO): endosome membrane; lysosomal membrane
Molecular function (GO): monoatomic ion channel activity; voltage-gated channel activity
Source: RefSeq, a predicted model, not a curated record
GCGAGGCAGCCAAUGGGGAGGCGCGGGGGGCGGGGCCGCGCGCGCGGGGCGCAGAGGAGCCGCGGUCGCUGCGGGCGCCGAGAAACCCGUGACCUUGUGGGGCAUCGCGCAGUUAAAAAUAUCCCACGGGAACUUCAUGUGUGCGGACUCCAGGCGGCCUCCGGGGCUCCCUGUUUCCCGUCCCCAGCUGGGACCGAGGCGUGCGGGCUCGUCGGGGGACAGAGCCAUGUGUGACGGGGACACUUAGCACCAUGCUGGCUCCGGAUGCGACAACUCCCGCUGCCCCUGGUGCCGAGGGGUCAGGAGUUUGCCAGGGAACGCUUUUCCUGCUUCCCUGCGCUGGCUGGGAUAGACAGCCCGGACCUCGCUUUUUGAGUUCAGCUUUGGCAUAAAUACAUCGAGCCCGGCGUCCUGCGUUUUGCUUUUUGGAAAGCAGAUAACUCGAUCUCCUUUUGGAACUGCGGUAUCCAGAGAUGGGUGCGUGUAGUGUUGUGUCCCCGUGUCCAGAAGACAGCCCCGAUGGAGGACUUUCCCGGGAUAGGUUUUGACACGAGCGUUUCACAAGUGGGACUGCAAAAGGCGUUAUUUAAAGCUCUGGGAGCUGCAGCCUCUGGAGGGACGGGAUGGCUGUGAGCAUGGACGAUGACGUUCCCCUCAUCCUCACCCUGGACGACAGUGGGAGCACUGCCUCAGCCCCUCUGGAUGACCUGGAUCGGGAGGAGCUGCCUAACGAAAAUGGAGGCAGCUAUGACGUUGUCCAUGAUGCCUCCAGCCCUGCGGCGGGGGACUGCUGCGCUCAGCAAAGCGCCCGGCACAACUGGGAAAUGAACUACCAAGAGGCAGCCAUCUACCUCCAGGAAGGAGAAAAUAAUGAUAAGUUCUUCACUCACCCCAAAAAUGCCAAAGCACUCGCUGCCUACCUCUUUGCACACAACCACCUUUUCUACCUGAUGGAGCUGAGCACGGCACUGCUGCUCCUGUUGCUGUCCCUCUGCGAGGCUCCAGCGGUCCCUAUGCUCCGGCUGGGCAUCUUUGUCCAUGCAACCCUGGAGCUGUUUGCGUUAAUCGUGGUCGUCUUUGAACUCUCCAUGAAGAUGAGGUGGCUGGGCUUCCAAACCUUUAUCAGGCACAAAAGGACUAUGGUAAAGACCUGCGUGCUGUUUGUGCAGUUCAUUGAGGCCAUCGUGGUGCUGGUGCGCCAGACCUCGCACGUCCGGAUCACCAGGGCCCUGCGCUGCAUCUUCCUCGUGGACUGUCGCUACUGUGGGGCUGUCAGAAGAAAUCUGCGACAGAUCUUCCAGUCCCUCCCACCAUUUAUUGACAUUCUUCUCCUCCUCCUUUUCUUCAUGGUGAUUUUUGCUAUUCUAGGUUUUUAUUUGUUUUCUCCUAACCACUCCGACCCGUACUUCAAUACUUUAGAGAACAGCCUCGUGAAUCUCUUCGUGCUUUUGACCACUUCAAAUUUCCCUGAUGUGAUGAUGCCGUCUUACGCCCGGAACCCCUGGUCCUGUGUCUUCUUCAUCGUGUAUCUCUCCAUUGAGCUGUACUUCAUCAUGAACUUGCUUCUCGCUGUGGUGUUUGACACUUUCAAUGACAUCGAGAAGAGGAAAUUCAAGUCCCUGCUGCUGCACAAGCGCACGGCCAUCCAGCACGCCUACGGCCUGCUGGUCACCAAACAGAGGCCAUCUGGAAUUUCCUUCAGGCACUUCGAAGGGCUGUUGCGGUUCUACAAGCCUCGGAUGUGUGCCAGGGAGAGAUAUCUCACCUUCAAAGCACUGAAUCAGAGCAAUACUCCUUUAGUCAGUCUAAAGGAUUUUUACAAUUUCUAUGAAGUUGUUGGCUUAAAAUGGAAGGCAAAACGAAACCGCGAGCACUGGUUUGAUGACCUUCCACGGACAGCAUUCCUCAUUUUUAAAGGCAUCAACAUCCUUGUGAAGUCCCGUGUGUUCCAGUACACCAUGUAUACUGUGGUGGCUGUGAAUGGAAUUUGGAUUCUUGUUGAAACCUUCAUGCUGCAAGGAGGGAAUUUCUUCUCCAGGAACGUCCCAUGGAGCUACAUAGUCUUCCUCACAAUCUAUGGUGUGGAGCUGCUCCUGAAGACCACUGGGCUGGGGCCUGUGGAAUACCUGUCCUCAGGCUGGAAUCUCUUUGACUUCUCAGUCACCCUGUUUGCAUUUUUGGGGCUCAUGGCACUGGCUUUUGACAUGGAGCCGUUCUACUUCAUCGUGGUCCUGCGGCCCCUCCAGCUGCUGAGGUUGUUUAAAUUGAAGAAGCGCUACAGAAACGUCCUCGACACCAUGUUUGAGUUGUUCCCUCGGAUGGCCAGUCUGGGUUUAACCCUGCUGAUCUUCUACUAUUGCUUUGCCAUUGUUGGCAUGGAGUUCUUUGCUGGCGUGGUCUACCCAAACUGCUGCAACACAAGCACAGUUGCAGAUUCCUACCGCUGGGUGAAUCACACAGUCGGCAACAAAACAGUUGUGGAAGAAGGGUAUUACUAUCUCAACAACUUUGACAACAUUUUGAACAGCUUUGUCACACUGUUUGAGCUGACAGUUGUCAACGACUGGUACAUCAUCAUGGAAGGGGUGACAUCCCAAACUACUCACUGGAGCCGUCUUUACUUCAUGAUCUUCUAUAUUGUGACCAUGGUGGUGAUGACAAUCAUUGUGGCUUUUAUUCUGGAUGCUUUUGUCUUCCGCAUGAACUACACUCGGAAGAACCAAGAUUCAGAAGAAGAUAACGGCAUCGUGCUGGAGAAGGAGAUCUCCAAGGAGGAAGUGAUUGGUGUAAUCGAGCUGUACAAGAGGAGUUCAGCUGCCACUGAAACAGCUCAGCUGCAGAAGAUCGUUUUGCAGAUGGACAAAUAUGGGCAAAUGUCAACAGUGUUUCUGGGACGCAGAUCAAGGACCAAGAGUGAUUUGAGUAUGAAGAUGUAUGAGGAGGAGAUACAGGAAUGGUAUGAGGAGCACUCCAGAAAAGAGGAAUCUCAGACACCACUGCAAGAGCCUGCAUCUGCUUCCAACAGCUCUCUGAAGCCCCUGAGCCUCCGACAACGCUCCCAGACUGUCAUUUAGGCCUAGCUAACGCGAGCCGCCUUCUAUGCAAUAACCUAGAGUAUCCCUUCACAGUGUAUUUUGGGAUGAUGUAUAUAGACCUGUCAGUGUACUGGUUUAGGAUUCAAAUCCCUUCCCCAGCAGUGGGUUGCUGAAAAAACCAGAGGCCCAGGGGGCUCUGUGUAAGGCUGCUGCACACAGGUUGAGUAGGGUGAACAUUUUGGACAGAACAGAGCCCUUGUCCCCCUGAGCCACUUCCCAGGCUCCAGCCUGCUGCCUGUUCCUGCUGCCUGUCUUACCACUAACAGACCAUGGGGAAAGGGAUGUGUAAUCUAUUAACAGCAGGGAAUUUGCUGAAGUCACCUGCUUAGUAUUAAAACCUCGGCCCUUUUUGAA